AUGGAUUUUAAGUUUUAUCCUACUAAAAUCGAUGACGCCUGGUUCGAGCGCCGCGCUGAGAGGCUCCUUAUCGGAGCCACCGCAUCUCAUUUGAAGAGUCUGAUCUGCACCUCUGGAUCUCUGAAAGAGGACUUUGAUAUGCCUCAACUGGACUCAUUGAGAGUUGAUAUUCGUCACUCUUGGCCCAACGAGGAAGCCUUCUUGGACAAAAUGAAGUGCCUGCGCCGACUUUCUUUCCAAUCUUCCUGUCCUGAUAGCGUCACGUUUCCGCUCAAGUCGAGCACAACAAUCGAAGAAUUAAGUAUUAGGUUUCGCAGGGAAGCUUGGAAAUUGGAUCCAUUUGUUGAUGAUGACCGUCUGUUUGAUUGGCCGAUUAAAUUUGCCAUUCCUGAAUUAAACCAUUUUACUAACCUCAAGUGGCUGUCCAUUCAUAUUGAAGCGAUAUGCUCAAUUGAGGACCUCGAAGACGAGACUGAGGCUGAGGAUGAGAUUAAAACCUUUAUUUCUUCACUCCCUAACAGUCUGGAAAUACUUCAUAUCGACAUGACCGAUGAAAGAGGAGAUCCCGAAGUCAUAUUUGAAUCGAUCUUGGUGGCCUCAGGCGCCAGAACAUUCGAGAACUUGAAGGCAAUCUUGUGGUCUCCUGACGAGAUUACUUCAGACGCCAAUUUCCGUAUUAUUAGGCCCGAGGCCACUCCCGACGGUCAACCUCAAUGGUUCAUAGUCACAAAAGAGAGCAAAAAGAAAUUGGGUCAACCGGAAAACGAAUUCUUUCCCAACUGGGAACGUCUCGUGGCCAAAUGA
Messenger RNA from Clonostachys rhizophaga, 804 nucleotides. NCBI's taxonomy places the organism in Eukaryota, Fungi, Ascomycota, Sordariomycetes, Hypocreales, Bionectriaceae. The record is from the annotation of a GenBank genome assembly.